AUGGCUUUGUCAAGGUCGCAGCCGUCGUGGCUGUCGACGUUCUUCUCCAUAGCCACUCUCCUGAUGCUCUCUGCUCCUGUUCACUCCCUAUACUUCUACGUCCAUGGACGACAGCCCAAGUGCUUCUACGAGGAAUUGCCCAAGGACACUUUGGUAGUCGUCUACAACCCUCAUCUCAACGCCUAUGCCCCUGACAGCAGUAUAACCAUCACUAUCACUGUCGAUGAAGUCUUCGAUAACGACCACCGGGUCGUGUCUCAGAAGGGAGCUGAUAAGGGACGGUACACCUUUUCCACCGCUGAUGCGGGACAGCACAAGCUAUGCUUCACCGCAGACUCGCAUGCCAAUAGCGGAUGGCUUUCUGGAGCUUCUGGCCCGGUGAAGUUAACCCUUGACAUGGCUAUCGGCGAGUCCAACCACUUGGAGUCUGAAGACAAGAGCAAACUUGACGAUCUGGUUGAGAGAGUUAGGAACUUGAACGGAAGACUCCAAGACAUCCGCCGCGAGCAGGUCUUCCAGCGUGUAAGUCCAUACGAACGAGACAGAAGUAGAAAAUCAGAGGACAUCUUGACUGACAUGUAUCUUCUUCGAUGUCAACAGGAACGAGAAGCCCAAUUCAGAGACCAGUCUGAAGCUACCAACUCUCGCGUCGUUCGAUGGGCUCUGAUUCAAACCGCCGUCCUCGGUGUAACGUGUGUCUGGCAAUUCUCUCAUCUACGAAGCUUCUUCAUUAAGCAGAAGCUUACUUAA
Molecule: messenger RNA, 750 nt
Organism: Trichophyton benhamiae CBS 112371
Lineage: Eukaryota; Fungi; Ascomycota; Eurotiomycetes; Onygenales; Arthrodermataceae
Exons: 2
Coding region: 1-750 (249 amino acids)
Biological process (GO): endoplasmic reticulum to Golgi vesicle-mediated transport; Golgi organization; intracellular protein transport
Cellular component (GO): Golgi apparatus; endoplasmic reticulum; endoplasmic reticulum-Golgi intermediate compartment
Source: RefSeq, a predicted model, not a curated record